CGCGCAGCUGCGUAAGCGAUCUGGACAACAAACCAAGCUCCGCCCACUGCCGACCACCCCACGACGAAAACAAACCGCUUCGUUCAACAGUCUAAAGAAGUUUCGCAGACAAACACAAAGCAGGACGUCUCCUCCUGUCCUGUGCGCUCACGUGUCUGCACGUCUCUGACUGACUGAGCAGUGAAGCAUCAUGACCGGACGGCGCGUGGCGGUGAUCGGAGCGGGGAGCUCGGGCCUGGUCUGCAUCAAGUGCUGCCUGGAUGAAGGGCUGGAGCCCGUCUGCUUCGAGAGCAGUGAUGACUUCGGUGGACUGUGGAGGUUUAAGGAGAAACCUGAACAGGACAGGGCCAGCAUCUAUCCCUCAGUCAUCAUCAACACCUCCAAAGAGAUGAUGUCCUUCAGCGACUUCCCCAUUCCCGCCCACUUCCCUAACUUCAUGCACAACUCUCUCAUCAUGGACUACUACCGAAUGUAUGCCGACCAUUUCGGGCUCACCAAGCACAUACGCUUCCAUACCAAAGUUUUGCUGGUGAAGCAGAAGUCAGAUUUUUCUCAUUCAGGCCAGUGGAACGUUGAAACAGAGAGCAAGGAUGGGAAAAGGGAAAAACACAUAUUUGAUGCUGUGAUGAUUUGCAUUGGACAUCACUGCCAGCCCCACCUUCCUCUUCAUGACUUCCCAGGAAUUGAAACUUUCAAAGGGGAGUACUUCCACAGCAGAGACUACAAGACCCCAGAGGAGUGGAGGAACAAGAAGGUUGUAGUGGUUGGAAUUGGCAACUCUGGAGGAGAUAUAGCAGUUGAACUGAGCAGAGUCGCCAAGCAGGUCUACCUGAGUACUAGAAGAGGAGCCUGGGUUUUAAACAGAGUUGGAGACAAUGGAAUCCCGCUGGACUUGACACUCAACAGAGUUUUGAACUUGUUGGCUAAAAUUCUUCCAUAUGGUUUUGUCUGUUCCACGGCAGAAGGCCGGCUCAACCAAAGAUUUGAUCAUGCUCUGUACAACCUAAAGCCAAAGCACAGGUUGUUCAGCCAGCAUCCCCUUGUGAAUGAUGACCUUCCCAACCGUAUCCUGUCUGGAACCAUUCAAGUCAAGCCCAAUGUGCGCAGAAUACAAGGAUCCAGUGUGGAGUUUGAUGAUGGGAGUGUUGUGGAAGACGUAGACCUCGUGGUGUUUGCCACUGGUUACAAGUUUUCCUUUCCUUUCCUGACGUCUCAAGUGGUCUCUGUGACUGAGAACAAGGCGUCGCUUUACAAGUAUGUGUUUCCGCCUGAGCUGGACCGCCACACGCUGGCUGUUAUCGGUCUCGUGCAGCCUCUGGGCGCCAUCAUGCCCAUCUCUGAGAUGCAGGCGAGAUGGGCCACGCGGGUCUUUAAAGGUUGCACAAAGCUUCCUUCAGUGUCUGCAAUGAUGAAAGAUGUCGAGUCCAAGCAGGAAGAAAUGCAGAAAAGGUACUUCAAGAGCCAAAGGCACACCAUCCAGGUCGACUACAUCAGCUACAUGGAUGAGAUCGCAGAGAUGUUGGGGGUGAAGCCCAACCUCACAAAGCUGAUGGUCACCGACCCCAGGCUGUGGUUGAGUGUGUUAUUUGGCCCCUGCACCCCUUACCAGUAUCGUCUCAGAGGGCCGGGGAAGUGGGCGGGAGCUCGCCAGGCCAUUCUUACCCAGUGGGAGAGGGUAGUCAGACCAAUGCAGACUCGGCCAUGUGAUGAGCCUAAAUCCAAGAGUUCAUCAAAGUGGCCUGUGAUUCUGGCUGCUGCUGCCCUGGGGUUGGCUGGAUACGUCUACAGGGCCAGCCUUCAUGAUUUUCUUCAGGAUCCAUUCGCCUCAUUGGAGAGGAUCAAAGUGUAUUUGCCCGUACCCUCGUUCAGAGUUUAAUGAACAUCAAUUUUGGCAAAGAUUCACAACAGGCUAUAAAAAAUUAAUCAAUGUUAGUAAUUAUAAAAUAAUUGCAGCAGCACUUCACUCAGGUUGUCUAAUUGUCUGAUUUGUGUUUUGUUAAUUUUAAGCUCUUCUAUUUGUAAGGAUCAUAUCUUUCAGUUCAUUUAAAUCUAGCCUUUUAUUGUCAAUAUUCAUCUUUCAAAUUCAUUCCCAGAAAAUGCUUGUCUGCUUGCUAGAACAUUAAAAAGUACAUUUUCAGAGCUUUUAUACCUUUUAGACCCUGUCGAUAGGAGAAGAAGAAGCUUUAGGUGGAGGAGGAAGAGGUGAACUGCUAUUCUUUCAUUUGUCUUUUCAUUAAUGUAUAUGCCAUAAUUACAAAAUAUACACCUGUAUUUUAUUCUGCACUGGAGCUUUUUAAUAAUGCAUUUCUACAUAAUGAAAAAUGUUUAAGCGUUUUUAUUUGACAAAAUCUGGGAAGCAGAAAAGUGAAUAACAUUUUUUUCACUUAAGCUAUAUUAAUAAACUUUUUAUUGUGUGGAAAAA
This is a messenger RNA of Oryzias latipes (Japanese medaka), 2422 nucleotides long. RefSeq names its product flavin-containing monooxygenase 5. Gene Ontology annotation, molecular function: flavin adenine dinucleotide binding; N,N-dimethylaniline monooxygenase activity; NADP binding. The record is from RefSeq and is a predicted model, not a curated record. Lineage: Eukaryota; Metazoa; Chordata; Actinopteri; Beloniformes; Adrianichthyidae.